AUGGAUGAUCGUGUCCUUGACAUUGUUAAGAAAGUUGGAUUAAAGGGGUUGCAUGGGACCCCAUCUAGAGAGAUCGAUCAUAAUUUGAUAACAGCCUUCAUUGAGCAAUGGCGGCCUGAAACCCAUACCUUCCACUUGCCACAUGGUGAGACGACGAUCACGUUACAAGAUAUGGAGGUUCUUUUGGGGAUUCCGAUCUAUGGUGAGCCAAUUGUUGCAAGAACUGACUUGGGGUGGGCUACUGAAUGUGAGAAUAUGCUUGGAAUUGUUAUUGAUGGUGUGGUGCUUCAAGGACAAAGGAUCCAGAUUAAAUGGCUACUUCAAAAAGUUGACGAAGCUUUGGCUGAUGGUGUAGCAGAGGUUGUUGUGCAUCAGUUUGCACGGUGUUAUAUUCUAGGGCUCCUAGGGGACACAAUUUUCAGGGACAAGUCUAGCAAUAGGGUGCAUACGAUAUGGUUGCAGAUGUUGGGGGACCUUCGCAAUCCACCUCAAUACAGUUGGGGGAUCACUUGCCUUACAUGGUUGUACAGAGAGUUAUGUAGGGCAUGCCAAAAAGGAAGACCAAAGUUGUUUGGGGAAGACCAAAGUUGUUUGGAGAGUGAAACAUGCUCACCAUAUCCAAGUAUGGAAUAG
This is a messenger RNA of Quercus lobata, 633 nucleotides long. Its product is annotated as serine/threonine-protein phosphatase 7 long form homolog. The transcript has a single exon. Gene Ontology annotation, biological process: meristem development; meristem maintenance. The record is from RefSeq and is a predicted model, not a curated record. The coding region runs from base 1 to 633 and encodes 210 amino acids. Lineage: Eukaryota; Viridiplantae; Streptophyta; Magnoliopsida; Fagales; Fagaceae.